Messenger RNA from Nerophis lumbriciformis (worm pipefish), 852 nucleotides. RefSeq names its product collagen alpha-1(XII) chain-like. Gene Ontology annotation, biological process: endodermal cell differentiation. The record is from RefSeq and is a predicted model, not a curated record. NCBI's taxonomy places the organism in Eukaryota, Metazoa, Chordata, Actinopteri, Syngnathiformes, Syngnathidae.
CCCCCAAGCAUGAAGCUCACUAUCGCCUUGGUCUUGGCCAUGGGAGUCGCCAGCGGGCACCCGGGUGGCACCACUGCCAGCCUGGGUGACAACAAUCCCACCGACACAGAAUGUAAGACAUCAGCCAAGGCAGACAUCGUGCUGCUGAUCGACGGCUCCUGGAGUAUCGGCCGCCUCAACUUUAAAACAAUUCGCAACUUCAUCGCUCGCUUGGUCAGCGUCUUUGACAUCGGCCCCGAUAAUGUCCAGAUCGGUCUGGUUCAGUACAGCGGAGACCCUAACACCGAGUGGCACCUAAACGCUCACCCCACCAAGGCGUCCCUGCUGAAGGCCGUGGCCAACCUGCCUUACAAAGGAGGAAACACCAAGACUGGGAUGGCUCUGAGCUACAUCCUCCAGAACAACUUCAGACGCCACGCGGGAAUGCGCCAAGACUCUCGUAAAAUCGUCAUCCUGGUCACAGACGGAAAGUCACAGGAUGAAGUCGUCACCCACUGGCAGAAGCUGAAAGAGACCGGCAUCGAGCUGUACGCCAUUGGUGUGAAGAACGCAGACGAGAAUGAGCUUCGGUCCAUGGCCAGCGACCCCCUUGAGACUCACAUGUACAACGUCAACGACUUCAAGCUUCUGCCGGACAUCGUGGAUGACCUCACCCUCAACCUUUGUAACAGCAUCAAGGGCUCAGACGUGGAUGGAAGCGUCGUGGCCAAGGAGUCACUCUGCCACCCGAGAGGCACCGUGAAGUGGAUGUUGUGCAAGACCAGCCUGUGCAACGGGGCCCCCCGCCAGCCCGGGGCCUCGGCCCUGCUCGCCACCGCCAUCUUGACUGUGCUGGUGGAGGUGCUGCAGUGA